AUGCCAAUCUCAACCGCUGCUCUUCGGCUGCUUCCGAUCCGUACCGAUCAGAGGACGCGAGGCAGCCACACGCACCUCCGAACACAGCAUGCUAUUCCCCGGGGCUUGGUGCUCAGACCCGACGGGGCACGAGCAGCUGAGCAGCAGGCAGCGAGUAUGGAAGCUGCAGGGACGGCGAAGGAUGCCAACCCAAGCGGGCCAUCACCGGAGGUGACCGCUGCCGCAGCCGCCGCCGCCGCCGCCUUUGGCGAGGAGCAAGAGGCGCUCGUGCUGAACGCGUGGAACGCCAUGAAGGGCAAGUCUGCACUCAAGUGCUUCCUCAGUUUGUGGUCAAAUAUGGACUUCCCCUCCAUCAAGAAUGCAAUUCUAGAAGUUCUAUUCAUGGCAAGGAUUGAGGACAGGAAUGAAGGUUCUACUGCUAAUCCUGUAGUUGCUGAUAAUGAAUUGAAUGGUGCUGGAAAUGAAGUAGCAGAAGAGGAGGAAGAGGUGUGGUCUACUCCUCAAAUGCCACACAAUGGGUUGUCUUUUGCAUCCUUGGAUGAAGUAAAAGAGUACUACAACUCUUAUGCAAAGAGAACUGGCUUCUCGAUUAGAACAAACACGUCACGCCGGUCCGCAAUCACAAGAAAAAUGCAGAAGGUCCAGUUCGUGUGCAAUAAGGAAGGCUUCGGCAAGAAAAGGAGAGUUGCUGCUCAGCUUGUUGAAGCUAUCACUUGCAACUCUAUCAAUGAUGAAGCCGAAGAGGAGGAUAGCGCACAAGAGGAAGAGGAUGAUCAAGGGGAGAAGAGGAAGAAGCUUGACAAAUGUAAGAAAAGGAAGAUGGAGAAAAUGCUACAUACAAACUGCAAGGCGAGGAUGGUGGUCAAAAUGAUUGGCUCUAGGUGGCAAGUCAUCUAUUUUCUGGCCAAGCACAACCAUGAUAUUAUGGUAAAGCCCUCGCUCAAGAAGUUCCUAAGGUCCCACAGAGGGAUACCGAAGCCGGAAAAGGAUUUCAUCGUUUUGCUACACGGAUGCAACUUGAGCAUGGGUAGAAUCAUGCAGUUGAUGAGCGAGUUUUAUGGCUCUGCAUAG
Messenger RNA from Miscanthus lutarioriparius, 1071 nucleotides. Lineage: Eukaryota; Viridiplantae; Streptophyta; Magnoliopsida; Poales; Poaceae. The record is from the annotation of a GenBank genome assembly.